UUUGACCCAUUCCAUUCGGACCAGGAUUCAUGCCCACGAAAACAACUCGCUUUGGUCCAUCCAAGAAUUUUUCCAAGUAAGCGCAGUGUAAAUUUGAGGCAUAAACCAAUGGAUUGUAAACAUGUGUUAUACUUGAUGGUAUUUCAAUACUUAGCAAAUCAUCAUUUAGCUGGCAUUCUAAACUAUAGAAACGACUCCAAAAUGUUUGGCUUACAACUGACGUUUUAGAGUCACAUCUGUUGGAUGUUGAAGUGUGUGCCGAAUUUGAAGAUGUUUCUGUUGGUUGUAAUGAAAGACGCCGCUUCCUGGUAGCAGCAAACUUCUGUAGGCUAUUCAGUGACAUGACAGUCUCUCCAGUAGAUACGCUGGUGCUCCAGAAAAUAUUUCCUUUAUUCAUUUUUCCCGCGACAUAAUCAUAACGUCGUUUUAUAAAAAACGGUAAAAGCAAUUGAAUCGCCAAGGAAUAUGCUCAGUUGUAAGAAUUAUAAUUGUAUUAGGAUGCUACAAAACACGAACAAACCAGAAAAGCAGCUUCAUAAUUAUGCAAACUGGGAAGACAAAAUCUACCCUAUAAAUUGUAUAGCCUGCAGGUAUGCAAUUUAAUACAGUUCUUAUCCUUAAGUGCUUGUUCUUGAUAAGGCAAUUCAGAAUAUAGUACAGUAUUGUAUGUUGUCAUUAAUUCAGAUUUAAUGUUGUAAACACUCUUCCUUAAGGUAUUUAUAAAUACCAAAGAACGUAUAUAUAUGAUAUAUAUCAUAUAUGAUCAGUCUCUGUAAAUAAAGUGAAGCAAAGUACACACAUUAUUGUAAGCGCGCCAAUAGAAGAAGAAUAAUUUCAUAUUUGUGAAUUGAAAUUGGGAAGAAGAAGAAUAUAUAAUCAAUUUAUCGCAUUCACAUUUUACUCCCUACUAAUUUUAAAAGUCUAUUAAAUUUUAUAUUUUAUGGCAGGUGAGGUAACAGUUGAUGCAUUACCUUACAUUGAUCAAGGCUACGAUGACGCAGGAGUUCGAGAAUCGGCCCUUGCUAUGGUGGAGGAAGAAUGCCGACGUUAUAGGCCCACAAAGAAUUAUCUUGAUCAUUUACCACCUUUAAAUGCAAAUGCUUUUGAAACCGAACUAAUGGCAAGCGAAUUUGAGAGAAUACAAAAUCGCCAACCAAUGGAAACUCUAAGCAUGAAACGGUACGAAUUGCCACCCCCACCGUCUGGUAAACUGUCGGAAGUAAGCGCUUGGCAAGAGUCUAUAGAAAAUUCCAUGGCACAACUAGAACAUCAAUGGGUGCGUGCAAUGAACCUGGAAUUAAUGUUGGAUUAUGGUAUAGAGUCUUGGAAAGCAUAUUUAGAAGUUAUAGCCGCGUUACAGGCUAAAACACUGACGCAAUUGCAGGAAUCAAAAAAACAAAUACAAGAUAUUAACUGGCAACGUAAGCAGGCGCAAACACAAGCCGGAGACAAGUUAAAAUCAUUAGAGGCCAAUUGGGUAUUGUUGGUAUCUAAAAAUUAUGAAAUUGAACAAAAGUGUGCAGAGUUAGAGGAUCAAUUGCAAAAGGCGCACAUAGAAGUUGAACGUCUGAAAGCACGGAAAAGUAGUACGCUUACCAAUGGGGACACUUAAAUGCCACAUCAAAUAUUUACUUAACGUAACUAGUUUUUAUAAUAAAACAAGCAAGAAAAUAUUCAUAAAAAAUAUAAAUAAUGAUAUAAAUAUAUAUAUAAAUAAAUGUA
Bactrocera oleae (olive fruit fly) is the source of this 1722-nucleotide messenger RNA. RefSeq names its product BCAS2 pre-mRNA processing factor (gene BCAS2). The record is from RefSeq and is a predicted model, not a curated record. Gene Ontology annotation, cellular component: Prp19 complex; precatalytic spliceosome; catalytic step 2 spliceosome. Lineage: Eukaryota; Metazoa; Arthropoda; Insecta; Diptera; Tephritidae. Gene Ontology annotation, biological process: mRNA processing.